Molecule: messenger RNA, 1694 nt
Organism: Colletotrichum phormii
Lineage: Eukaryota; Fungi; Ascomycota; Sordariomycetes; Glomerellales; Glomerellaceae
Product: major facilitator superfamily domain-containing protein
Exons: 8
Coding region: 63-1550 (495 amino acids)
Biological process (GO): transmembrane transport
Cellular component (GO): membrane
Molecular function (GO): transmembrane transporter activity
Source: RefSeq, a predicted model, not a curated record
GGAGUUCGGUGUCUUGCUUCUUCUCCCUACGUAUUAAACUCACGAGGCACAGGUCAACUAAGAUGGAACAACGAACGGCUUCUAACGAUCUUCCCCAAGGUGAUGAGGAACUGGGCACCCGUGUCAUUGACGAAAAGACCCACGAUUCAACCCACGUAGAAGAUGUAAAGGGACAAGAUGUUGGGCAGAUCUGCGGGCUCACCGAAGCUGAGCAGAAUAAAAUCAUCCGUCGUAUCGAUAUUCGUCUGCUUCCGAUUUUAGGCAUAAUGUACUCGAUCUCCCUCAUCGACCGAACGAAUCUCGGCCUUGCCUUAGUUGCGGGCAUGCAAGAAGAUCUAGGUCUGGCUGUGGGCAACAGAUACACUGUUAUUGUGAUGGUGUUUUUUGUUGCAUACAUUCUCUUCGAAAUACCUAGCAAUCUCAUGCUCCCAAAGGCCGGACCCGCCAAUUGGCUCUCGUUUCUCGGUGUAGGCUUUGGCGUCGUCCUUAUCGGCAUGGGCUUUACUAAGAGCUGGGGUGCGAUGGCAGUCUGUCGAGCUCUCUUGGGAAUCCUGGAGGCAGGUUUUCUACCAGGAUGCACCUAUCUGAUUACCUGCUGGUAUACGCGCUUUGAAGUGGGCAAGAGGCUUUCCGGCUUCUGGAUCCUCUCCGUCCUUGCCAGCGGCUUCUCUGCACUAUUUGCAUACGUUCUUACCCUUCUUCGCGGAAAGAGUGGAUUAAAUGGCUGGAGCUGGAUCUUCAUCAUCGAAGGCGCCAUUACCGUGGUUGUCUGUGCUCUAGGCUGGUUUAUCAUCAUCGACUUCCCAACCCAAGCCGGCAAGUUCCUGAAGCCGGCUGAGCAAGAGUUCAUCAUUGCCCGCAUCAACCAAGAUCGUGGUGAUGCUGAAGAAGAUCACAUCAAUCUGGCCAAGAUUCUGCAUCACCUCAAGGACUGGAGACUGUACUUUUGGGCAUUCAAUCUCAUGGCUUCAACGCUUCCCGGAUAUGCUUACUCCUACUUCCUUCCGAUUAUUCUUCGCAACGGUAUGGGCUUUAGCAGCACCCAGGCGCAACUUCUGUCCGCGCCUCCCUAUGUCUUAGCAGCUAUUGUGGCCUACAUUUCCGGCUAUCUCGGAGACAAGUACAAGAUUCGAGGGCCAAUCAUUGCAGUGCAUCAAGCUUUGACUGCAGUCGGGAUGCUGAUCACCGUUUACGGCAAGGCUGAUGGUGCUCGCUACUUUGGAGCAUUCCUUGGCAUCGGAUUUCUUCAGUUCUGCGUCCCUGGGGUGCUCACCUUUCAAGCGAACAACAUCACUUCGCACUCAAAGCGAGCUGUCUCAAGCGCCACAUGUCUCAUUGGAGGCGGCCUCGGGGGCAUCAUUGCAAGCACGGCUUUCAUGUCGAAAGAGAGUCCCCAUUAUACCAUCGGCAUCUGGACAACAUUUGCCAUCUCUAUGGCUAGUAUCACAAUGAUGAUCAUCAUGGAUAUCUACUUGUGGCGCUGCAACAAAGCAGCAAAAGCAGGGCAACGCAGGAACGAGGGCAUGGAAGGCUGGCUGUAUACACUGUAAUAGGAUCAAGAAUUCGCUUAGCCUAACUGUGGGUUCUUGGUAAACUUCUCUUCUGUAUGAUACAGCCUAUUCUUGGGUCGUAGGUAGAUCUCAACGCUGCCUGUCUGUUACCUCGGUAAUACAAAGUGAUUGUGUUCCUCCUUA